AUGGCUGAAACAGCAGAUAACAACACUACUGCCGCUACCGGUGAAACUACUCAACCGUCGGCUGAAUACAUCAAGAUUAAAGUUGUUGGCCAAGACUCCAAUGAAGUCCAUUUCCGAGUCAAGUUUGGGACCAGCAUGGGAAAACUGAAGAAGGCGUACGCUGAGCGUACAGGCGUUGCGGUUAAUGCGCUUCGCUUUUUGUUCGAUGGAAGGCGCGUCAAUGACGAUGAUACUCCGAAGAGCUUGGAAAUGGAGGAGGAUGAUGUCAUUGAGGUCUACCAGGAACAGUUGGGUGGCAUGUGUUUGAUGUACAUCUGA
Messenger RNA from Meloidogyne enterolobii, 318 nucleotides. The record is from the annotation of a GenBank genome assembly. NCBI's taxonomy places the organism in Eukaryota, Metazoa, Nematoda, Chromadorea, Rhabditida, Meloidogynidae.